Penicillium salamii is the source of this 402-nucleotide messenger RNA. The record is from the annotation of a GenBank genome assembly. NCBI's taxonomy places the organism in Eukaryota, Fungi, Ascomycota, Eurotiomycetes, Eurotiales, Aspergillaceae.
AUGCCAACUCCUUCCAAGCCAACCUCUUCCACCAACCCACAAAGCCAGAUUCAAACCGGCCUCCCAGUAUACGAAUGCUGGUUCUGCAUCUCUGAAUGGGAAGGUUUCAGCGCCCUCCUCGCCCACCUCGAAACCGGCAAAUGCGUGAUGCCCAAUAAGAUCCGGUCCCUGGCCUUUGAAAGUCCCGAGUAUGGCUUCUAUGGUCAUCGCCUCACUGAUGAAAAGGCCUUCUUCUGCUUCCAGUGUAAAUCCAACUUCUCGCAGAUCUCGGAUCUUUAUCGUCAUGCUGAGCACUCUGCUAGGUGCUCCUACCUUCUGAGUGAGAAGCAUUGUCUGGGUUGUUUGCGGGACUUUUACAUUGAGUACUAUGAUUGUCCUGGUACAAAUAGUAUGGGAUACUAG